Molecule: messenger RNA, 23342 nt
Organism: Rangifer tarandus platyrhynchus (Svalbard reindeer)
Lineage: Eukaryota; Metazoa; Chordata; Mammalia; Artiodactyla; Cervidae
Source: the annotation of a GenBank genome assembly
AUGCCUCACAUCCCGAUGAAACCUCGAGAGGCACGCGGAGUUCAUUGCUUCAAAAGGCUCAAGACGUAUGCCAACUUCCCAGAAGCACCUCAGGAGGAGGCUUCUCUCAGCAAUAGGCUCAAGACGUAUGCCAACUUCCCAGAAGCACCUCAGGAGGAGGCUUCUCUCAGCAAUAGGCUCAAGACGUAUGCCAACUUCCCAGAAGCACCUCAGGAGGAGGCUUCUCUCAGCAAUAGGCUCAAGACGUAUGCCAACUUCCCAGAAGCACCUCAGGAGGAGGCUUCUCUCAGCAAUAGGCUCAAGACGUAUGCCAACUUCCCAGAAGCACCUCAGGAGGAGGCUUCUCUCAGCAAUAGGCUCAAGACGUAUGCCAACUUCCCAGAAGCACCUCAGGAGGAGGCUUCUCUCAGCAAUAGGCUCAAGACGUAUGCCAACUUCCCAGAAGCACCUCAGGAGGAGGCUUCUCUCAGCAAUAGGCUCAAGACGUAUGCCAACUUCCCAGAAGCACCUCAGGAGGAGGCUUCUCUCAGCAAUAGGCUCAAGACGUAUGCCAACUUCCCAGAAGCACCUCAGGAGGAGGCUUCUCUCAACAAUAGGCUCAAGACGUAUGCCAACUCCCCAGAAGCACCUCAGGAGGAGGCUUCUCUCAGCAAUAGGCUCAAGCCUUAUGCCAACUUCCCAGAAGCACCUCAGGAGGAGGCUUCUCUCAGCAAUAGGCUCAAGACCUAUGCCAACUCCCCAGAAGCACCUCAGGAGGAGGCUUCUCUCAGCAAUAGACUCAAGCCUUAUGCCAACUUCCCAGAAGCACCUCAGGAGGAGGCUUGUCUCAGCAAUAGGCUCAAGACGUAUGCCAACAUCCCAGUAGCACCUCAGGAGGAGGGUUCUCUCAGCAAUAGGCUCAAGGUGUAUGCCAACUUCCCAGAAGCACCUCAGGAGGAGGCUUCUCUCAGCAAUAGGCUCAAGACGUAUGCCAACUUCCCAGAAGCACCUCAGGAGGAGGCUUCUCUCAGCAAUAGGCUCAAGACGUAUGCCAACUUCCCAGAAGCACCUCAGGAGGAGGCUUCUCUCAGCAAUAGGCUCAAGACGUAUGCCAACACCCCAGAAGCACCUCAGGAGGAGGCUUCUCUCAGCAAUAGGCUCAAGACGUAUGCCAACUUUCCAGAAGCAACUCAGGAGGAGGCUUCUCUCAGCAAUAGGCUCAAGACGUAUGCCAACUUUCCAGAAGCAACUCAGGAGGAGGCUUCUCUCAGCAAUAGACUCAAGACGUAUGCCAACUUCCCAGAAGCACCUCAGGAGGAGGCUUCUCUCAGCAAUAGGCUCAAGACGUAUGCCAACUUCCCAGAAGCACCUCAGGAGGAGGCUUCUCUCAGCAAUAGGUUCAAGACGUAUGCCAACUUCCCAGAAGCACCUCAGGAGGAGGCUUCUCUCAGCAAUAGACUCAAGCCUUAUGCCAACUUCCCAGAAGCACCUCAGGAGGAGGCUUCUCUCAGCAAUAGGCUCAAGACGUAUGCCAACUUCCCAGAAGCACCUCAGGAGGAGGCUUCUCUCAGCAAUAGGCUCAAGACGUAUGCCAACUUCCCAGAAGCACCUCAGGAGAAGGCUACUCUCAGCAAUAGGCUCAAGACCUAUGCCAACUCCCCAGAAGCACCUCAGGAGGAGGCUUCUCUCAGCAAUAGGCUCAAGACGUAUGCCAACUUCCCAGUAGCACCUCAGGAGGAGGCUUCUCUCAGCAAUAGGUUCAAGACGUAUGCCAACUUCCCAGAAGCACCUCAGGAGGAGGCUUCUCUCAGCAAUAGGCUCAAGACGUAUGCCAACUUUCCAGAAGCAUCUCAGGAGGAGGCUUCUCUCAGCAAUAGGCUCAAGACGUAUGCCAACUUCCCAGAAGCACCUCAGGAGGAGGCUUCUCUCAGCAAUAGGUUCAAGACGUAUGCCAACUUCCCAGAAGCACCUCAGGAGGAGGCUUCUCUCAGCAAUAGGCUCAAGACGUAUGCCAACUUUCCAGAAGCACCUCAGGAGGAGGCUUCUCUCAGCAAUAGGCUCAAGACGUAUGCCAACUUCCCAGAAGCACCUCAGGAGGAGGCUUCUCUCAGCAAUAGGCUCAAGACGUAUGCCAACUCCGCAGAAGUACCUCAGGAGGAGGCUUCUCUCAGCAAUAGGCUCAAGACGUAUGCCAACUUUCCAGAAGCACCUCAGGAGGAGGCUUCUCUCAGCAAUAGGCUCAAGACGUAUGCCAACUUCCCAGAAGCACCUCAGGAGGAGGCUUCUCUCAGCAAUAGGCUCAAGACGUAUGCCAACUCCGCAGAAGUACCUCAGGAGGAGGCUUCUCUCAGCAAUAGGCUCAAGACGUAUGCCAACUUUCCAGAAGCACCUCAGGAGGAGGCUUCUCUCAGCAAUAGGCUCAAGACGUAUGCCAACUUCCCAGAAGCACCUCAGGAGGAGGCUUCUCUCAGCAAUAGGCUCAAGACGUAUGCCAACUCCGCAGAAGUACCUCAGGAGGAGGCUUCUCUCAGCAAUAGGCUCAAGACGUAUGCCAACUUUCCAGAAGCACCUCAGGAGGAGGCUUCUCUCAGCAAUAGGCUCAAGACGUAUGCCAACUUCCCAGAAGCACCUCAGGAGGAGGCUUCUCUCAGCAAUAGGCUCAAGACGUAUGCCAACUCCGCAGAAGUACCUCAGGAGGAGGCUUCUCUCAGCAAUAGGCUCAAGACGUAUGCCAACUUUCCAGAAGCACCUCAGGAGGAGGCUUCUCUCAGCAAUAGGCUCAAGACGUAUGCCAACUUCCCAGAAGCACCUCAGGAGGAGGCUUCUCUCAGCAAUAGGCUCAAGACGUAUGCCAACUCCGCAGAAGUACCUCAGGAGGAGGCUUCUCUCAGCAAUAGGCUCAAGACGUAUGCCAACUUUCCAGAAGCACCUCAGGAGGAGGCUUCUCUCAGCAAUAGGCUCAAGACGUAUGCCAACUUCCCAGAAGCACCUCAGGAGGAGGCUUCUCUCAGCAAUAGGCUCAAGACGUAUGCCAACUCCGCAGAAGUACCUCAGGAGGAGGCUUCUCUCAGCAAUAGGCUCAAGACGUAUGCCAACUUUCCAGAAGCACCUCAGGAGGAGGCUUCUCUCAGCAAUAGGCUCAAGACGUAUGCCAACUUCCCAGAAGCACCUCAGGAGGAGGCUUCUCUCAGCAAUAGGCUCAAGACGUAUGCCAACUCCGCAGAAGUACCUCAGGAGGAGGCUUCUCUCAGCAAUAGGCUCAAGACGUAUGCCAACUUUCCAGAAGCACCUCAGGAGGAGGCUUCUCUCAGCAAUAGGCUCAAGACGUAUGCCAACUUCCCAGAAGCACCUCAGGAGGAGGCUUCUCUCAGCAAUAGGCUCAAGACGUAUGCCAACUCCGCAGAAGUACCUCAGGAGGAGGCUUCUCUCAGCAAUAGGCUCAAGACGUAUGCCAACUUUCCAGAAGCACCUCAGGAGGAGGCUUCUCUCAGCAAUAGGCUCAAGACGUAUGCCAACUUCCCAGAAGCACCUCAGGAGGAGGCUUCUCUCAGCAAUAGGCUCAAGACGUAUGCCAACUCCGCAGAAGUACCUCAGGAGGAGGCUUCUCUCAGCAAUAGGCUCAAGACGUAUGCCAACUUUCCAGAAGCACCUCAGGAGGAGGCUUCUCUCAGCAAUAGGCUCAAGACGUAUGCCAACUUCCCAGAAGCACCUCAGGAGGAGGCUUCUCUCAGCAAUAGGCUCAAGACGUAUGCCAACUCCGCAGAAGUACCUCAGGAGGAGGCUUCUCUCAGCAAUAGGCUCAAGACGUAUGCCAACUUUCCAGAAGCACCUCAGGAGGAGGCUUCUCUCAGCAAUAGGCUCAAGACGUAUGCCAACUUCCCAGAAGCACCUCAGGAGGAGGCUUCUCUCAGCAAUAGGCUCAAGACGUAUGCCAACUCCCCAGAAGCACCUCAGGAGGAGGCUUCUCUCAGCAAUAGGCUCAAGACGUAUGCCAACUUCCCAGAAGCACCUCAGGAGGAGGCUACUCUCAGCAAUAGGUUCAAGACGUAUGCCAACUUCCCAGAAGCACCUCAGGAGGAGGCUUCUCUCAGCAAUAGGCUCAAGACCUAUGCCAACUCCCCAGAAGCACCUCAGGAGGAGGCUUCUCUCAGCAAUAGGCUCAAGACGUAUGCCAACUUUCCAGAAGCACCUCAGGAGGAGGCUUCUCUCAGCAAUAGGCUCAAGACGUAUGCCAACUUUCCAGAAGCACCUCAGGAGGAGGCUUCUCUCAGCAAUAGGCAACUCCAGAGAUGCCCCGAGAACACUGUCUCAAGUCUAGAGGAACACCAACUUCAGCACAGCAACUCGAGGAAUGCUCCGUGUACCCCAAAUCGUCUCGAGAUGAGAGCUGAUCCCUGGCUUACGCUCAAGACGUAUGCCAACAUCCCAGAAGCACCUCAGGAGGAGGCUUCUCUCAGCAAUAGGCUCAAGACGUAUGCCAACUUUCCAGAAGCACCUCAGGAGGAGGCUUCUCUCAGCAAUAGGCUCAAGACGUAUGCCAACUUCCCAGAAGCACCUCAGGAGGAGGCUUCUCUCAGCAAUAGGCUCAAGACGUAUGCCAACUUCCCAGAAGCAACUCAGGAGGAGGCUUCUCUCAGCAAUAGGCUCAAGACGUAUGCCAACUUUCCAGAAGCACCUCAGGAGGAGGCUUCUCUCAGCAAUAGGCUCAAGACGUACACCAACUCCCCAGAAGCACCUCAGGAGGAGGCUUCUCUCAGCAAUAGGCUCAAGACCUAUGCCAACUCCCCAGAAGCACCUCAGGAGGAGGCUUCUCUCAGCAAUAGGCUCAAGACGUAUGCCAACUUUCCAGAAGCACCUCAGGAGGAGGCUUCUCUCAGCAAUAGGCUCAAGACGUAUGCCAACUUUCCAGAAGCACCUCAGGAGGAGGCUUCUCUCAGCAAUAGGCUCAAGACGUAUGCCAACUUUCCAGAAGCACCUCAGGAGGAGGCUUCUCUCAGCAAUAGGCUCAAGACGUAUGCCAACUUCCCAGAAGCACCUCAGGAGGAGGCUUCUCUCAGCAAUAGGCUCAAGACGUAUGCCAACUUUCCAGAAGCACCUCAGGAGGAGGCUUCUCUCAGCAAUAGGCUCAAGACGUAUGCCAACUUUCCAGAAGCACCUCAGGAGGAGGCUUCUCUCAGCAAUAGGCUCAAGACGUACACCAACUCCCCAGAAGCACCUCAGGAGGAGGCUUCUCUCAGCAAUAGGCUCAAGACCUAUGCCAACUCCCCAGAAGCACCUCAGGAGGAGGCUUCUCUCAGCAAUAGGCUCAAGACGUAUGCCAACUUUCCAGAAGCACCUCAGGAGGAGGCUUCUCUCAGCAAUAGGCUCAAGACGUAUGCCAACUUUCCAGAAGCACCUCAGGAGGAGGCUUCUCUCAGCAAUAGGCUCAAGACGUAUGCCAACUUCCCAGAAGCACCUCAGGAGGAGGCUUCUCUCAGCAAUAGGCUCAAGACGUAUGCCAACUUUCCAGAAGCACCUCAGGAGGAGGCUUCUCUCAGCAAUAGGCUCAAGACGUAUGCCAACUUCCCAGAAGCACCUCAGGAGGAGGCUUCUCUCAGCAAUAGGCUCAAGACGUAUGCCAACUUCCCAGAAGCAACUCAGGAGGAGGCUUCUCUCAGCAAUAGGCUCAAGACGUAUGCCAACUUUCCAGAAGCACCUCAGGAGGAGGCUUCUCUCAGCAAUAGGCUCAAGACGUAUGCCAACUUCCCAGAAGCACCUCAGGAAGAGGCUUCUCUCAGCAAUAGGCUCAAGACGUAUGCCAACUUUCCAGAAGCACCUCAGGAGGAGGCUUCUCUCAGCAAUAGGCUCAAGACGUAUGCCAACUUUCCAGAAGCACCUCAGGAGGAGGCUUCUCUCAGCAAUAGGCUCAAGACGUACACCAACUCCCCAGAAGCACCUCAGGAGGAGGCUUCUCUCAGCAAUAGGCUCAAGACGUAUGCCAACUUUCCAGAAGCACCUCAGGAGGAGGCUUCUCUCAGCAAUAGGCUCAAGACGUAUGCCAACUUCCCAGAAGCACCUCAGGAGGAGGCUUCUCUCAGCAAUAGGCUCAAGACGUAUGCCAACUUUCCAGAAGCAACUCAGGAGGAGGCUUCUCUCAGCAAUAGGCUCAAGACGUAUGCCAACUUUCCAGAAGCACCUCAGGAGGAGGCUUCUCUCAGCAAUAGGCUCAAGACGUACACCAACUCCCCAGAAGCACCUCAGGAGGAGGCUUCUCUCAGCAAUAGGCUCAAGACCUAUGCCAACUCCCCAGAAGCACCUCAGGAGGAGGCUUCUCUCAGCAAUAGGCUCAAGACGUAUGCCAACUUUCCAGAAGCACCUCAGGAGGAGGCUUCUCUCAGCAAUAGGCUCAAGACGUAUGCCAACUUUCCAGAAGCACCUCAGGAGGAGGCUUCUCUCAGCAAUAGGCUCAAGACGUAUGCCAACUUCCCAGAAGCACCUCAGGAGGAGGCUUCUCUCAGCAAUAGGCUCAAGACGUAUGCCAACUUUCCAGAAGCACCUCAGGAGGAGGCUUCUCUCAGCAAUAGGCUCAAGACGUAUGCCAACUUACCAGAAGCACCUCAGGAGGAGGCUUCUCUCAGCAAUAGGCUCAAGACGUAUGCCAACUUUCCAGAAGCACCUCAGGAGGAGGCUUCUCUCAGCAAUAGGCUCAAGACGUACACCAACUCCCCAGAAGCACCUCAGGAGGAGGCUUCUCUCAGCAAUAGGCUCAAGACCUAUGCCAACUCCCCAGAAGCACCUCAGGAGGAGGCUUCUCUCAGCAAUAGGCUCAAGACGUAUGCCAACUUUCCAGAAGCACCUCAGGAGGAGGCUUCUCUCAGCAAUAGGCUCAAGACGUAUGCCAACUUUCCAGAAGCACCUCAGGAGGAGGCUUCUCUCAGCAAUAGGCUCAAGACGUAUGCCAACUUCCCAGAAGCACCUCAGGAGGAGGCUUCUCUCAGCAAUAGGCUCAAGACGUAUGCCAACUUUCCAGAAGCACCUCAGGAGGAGGCUUCUCUCAGCAAUAGGCUCAAGACGUAUGCCAACUUACCAGAAGCACCUAAGGAGGAGGCUUCUCUCAGCAAUAGGCUCAAGACGUAUGCCAACUUUCCAGAAGCACCUCAGGAGGAGGCUUCUCUCAGCAAUAGGCUCAAGACGUAUGCCAACUUCCCAGAAGCACCUCAGGAGGAGGCUUCUCUCAGCAAUAGGCUCAAGACGUAUGCCAACUUCCCAGAAGCACCUCAGGAGGAGGCUUCUCUCAGCAAUAGGCUCAAGACGUAUGCCAACUUCCCAGAAGCACCUCAGGAGGAGGCUUCUCUCAGCAAUAGGCUCAAGACGUAUGCCAACUUCCCAGAAGCACCUCAGGAGGAGGCUUCUCUCAGCAAUAGGUUCAAGACGUAUGCCAACUUUCCAGAAGCACCUCAGGAGGAGGCUUCUCUCAGCAAUAGGCUCAAGACGUAUGCCAACUUUCCAGAAGCACCUCAGGAGGAGGCUUCUCUCAGCAAUAGGCUCAAGACGUAUGCCAACUUUCCAGAAGCACCUCAGGAGGAGGCUUCUCUCAGCAAUAGGCUCAAGACGUAUGCCAACUUUCCAGAAGCACCUCAGGAGGAGGCUUCUCUCAGCAAUAGGCUCAAGACGUAUGCCAACUUUCCAGAAGCACCUCAGGAGGAGGCUUCUCUCAGCAAUAGGCUCAAGACGUAUGCCAACUUUCCAGAAGCACCUCAGGAGGAGGCUUCUCUCAGCAAUAGGCUCAAGACGUAUGCCAACUUUCCAGAAGCACCUCAGGAGGAGGCUUCUCUCAGCAAUAGGCUCAAGACGUAUGCCAACUUUCCAGAAGCACCUCAGGAGGAGGCUUCUCUCAGCAAUAGGCUCAAGACGUAUGCCAACUUUCCAGAAGCACCUCAGGAGGAGGCUUCUCUCAGCAAUAGGCUCAAGACGUAUGUCAACUUUCCAGAAGCACCUCAGGAGGAGGCUUCUCUCAGCAAUAGGUUCAAGACGUAUGCCAACUUUCCAGAAGCACCCCAGGAGGAGGCUUCUCUCAGCAAUAGGUUCAAGACGUAUGCCAACUUCCCAGAAGCACCUCAGGAGGAGGCUUCUCUCAGCAAUAGGCUCAAGACGUAUGCCAACUUCCCAGAAGCACCUCAGGAGGAGGCUUCUCUCAGCAAUAGGCUCAAGACGUAUGCCAACUUCCCAGAAGCACCUCAGGAGGUGGCUUCUCUCAGCAAUAGGCUCAAGACGUAUGCCAACUUCCCAGAAGCACCUCAGGAGGAGGCUUCUCUCAGCAAUAGGCUCAAGACGUAUGCCAACUUCCCAGAAGCACCUCAGGAGGAGGCUUCUCUCAGCAAUAGGCUCAAGACGUAUGCCAACUUCCCAGAAGCACCUCAGGAGGAGGCUUCUCUCAGCAAUAGGUUCAAGACGUAUGCCAACUUUCCAGAAGCACCUCAGGAGGAGGCUUCUCUCAGCAAUAGGCUCAAGACGUAUGCCAACUUCCCAGAAGCACCUCAGGAGGAGGCUUCUCUCAGCAAUAGGUUCAAGACGUAUGCCAACUUUCCAGAAGCACCUCAGGAGGAGGCUUCUCUCAGCAAUAGGCUCAAGACGUAUGCCAACUUCCCAGAAGCACCUCAGGAGGAGGCUUCUCUCAGCAAUAGGCUCAAGACGUAUGCCAACUUUCCAGAAGCACCUCAGGAGGAGGCUUCUCUCAGCAAUAGGUUCAAGACGUAUGCCAACUUUCCAGAAGCACCUCAGGAGGAGGCUUCUCUCAGCAAUAGGCUCAAGACGUAUGCCAACUCCCCAGAAGCACCUCAGGAGGAGGCUUCUCUCAGCAAUAGGUUCAAGACGUAUGCCAACUUUCCAGAAGCACCUCAGGAGGAGGCUUCUCUCAGCAAUAGGCUCAAGACGUAUGCCAACUUCCCAGAAGCACCUCAGGAGGAGGCUUCUCUCAGCAAUAGGUUCAAGACGUAUGCCAACUUUCCAGAAGCACCUCAGGAGGAGGCUUCUCUCAGCAAUAGGCUCAAGACGUAUGCCAACUCCCCAGAAGCACCUCAGGAGGAGGCUUCUCUCAGCAAUAGGUUCAAGACGUAUGCCAACUUUCCAGAAGCACCUCAGGAGGAGGCUUCUCUCAGCAAUAGGUUCAAGACGUAUGCCAACUUUCCAGAAGCACCUCAGGAGGAGGCUUCUCUCAGCAAUAGGCUCAAGACGUAUGCCAACUUCCCAGAAGCACCUCAGGAGGAGGCUUCUCUCAGCAAUAGGCUCAAGACGUAUGCCAACUUCCCAGAAGCACCUCAGGAGGAGGCUUCUCUCAGCAAUAGGCUCAAGACGUAUGCCAACUUCCCAGAAGCACCUCAGGAGGAGGCUUCUCUCAGCAAUAGGCUCAAGACGUAUGCCAACUUCCCAGAAGCACCUCAGGAGGAGGCUUCUCUCAGCAAUAGGUUCAAGACGUAUGGCAACUUUCCAGAAGCACCUCAGGAGGAGGCUUCUCUCAGCAAUAGUCUCAAGACGUAUGCCAACUUUCCAGAAGCACCUCAGGAGGAGGAUUCUCUCAGCAAUAGGCUCAAGACGUAUGCCAACUUCCCAGAAGCACCUCAGGAGGAGGCUUCUCUCAGCAAUAGGUUCAAGACGUAUGGCAACUUUCCAGAAGCACCUCAGGAGGAGGCUUCUCUCAGCAAUAGGCUCAAGACGUAUGCCAACUUCCCAGAAGCACCUCAGGAGGAGGCUUCUCUCAGCAAUAGGCUCAAGACGUAUGCCAACUUCCCAGAAGCACCUCAGGAGGAGGCUUCUCUCAGCAAUAGGCUCAAGACGUAUGCCAACUUCCCAGAAGCACCUCAGGAGGAGGCUUCUCUCAGCAAUAGGCUCAAGACGUAUGCCAACUUCCCAGAAGCACCUCAGGAGGAGGCUUCUCUCAGCAAUAGGCUCAAGACGUAUGCCAACUUCCCAGAAGCACCUCAGGAGGAGGCUUCUCUCAGCAAUAGGUUCAAGACGUAUGGCAACUUUCCAGAAGCACCUCAGGAGGAGGCUUCUCUCAGCAAUAGUCUCAAGACGUAUGCCAACUUUCCAGAAGCACCUCAGGAGGAGGAUUCUCUCAGCAAUAGGCUCAAGACGUAUGCCAACUUCCCAGAAGCACCUCAGGAGGAGGCUUCUCUCAGCAAUAGGUUCAAGACGUAUGGCAACUUUCCAGAAGCACCUCAGGAGGAGGCUUCUCUCAGCAAUAGGCUCAAGACGUAUGCCAACUUCCCAGAAGCACCUCAGGAGGAGGCUUCUCUCAGCAAUAGGCUCAAGACGUAUGCCAACUCCCCAGAAGCACCUCAGGAGGAGGCUUCUCUCAGCAAUAGGCUCAAGACAUAUGCCAACUCCCCAGAAGCACCUCAGGAGGAGGCUUCUCUCAGCAAUAGGCUCAAGACGUAUGCCAACUUCCCAGAAGCACCUCAGGAGGAGGCUUCUCUCAGCAAUAGGCUCAAGACGUAUGCCAACUUUCCAGAAGCACCUCAGGAGGAGGCUUCUCUCAGCAAUAGGCUCAAGACGUAUGCCAACUCCCCAGAAGCACCUCAGGAGGAGGCUUCUCUCAGCAAUAGGUUCAAGACGUAUGCCAACUUUCCAGAAGCACCUCAGGAGGAGGCUUCUCUCAGCAAUAGGCUCAAGACGUAUGCCAACUUCCCAGAAGCAACUCAGGAGGAGGCUUCUCUCAGCAAUAGGCUCAAGACGUAUGCCAACUUUCCAGAAGCACCUCAGGAGGAGGCUUCUCUCAGCAAUAGGUUGAAGACGUAUGCCAACUUUCCAGAAGCACCUCAGGAGGAGGCUUCUCUCAGCAAUAGGCUCAAGACGUAUGCCAACUUUCCAGAAGCACCUCAGGAGGAGGCUUCUCUCAGCAAUAGGCUCAAGACGUAUGCCAACUUUCCAGAAGCACCUCAGGAGGAGGCUUCUCUCAGCAAUAGGCUCAAGACGUAUGCCAACUUUCCAGAAGCACCUCAGGAGGAGGCUUCUCUCAGCAAUAGGCUCAAGACGUAUGCCAACUUUCCAGAAGCACCUCAGGAGGAGGCUUCUCUCAGCAAUAGGUUCAAGACGUAUGCCAACUUCCCAGAAGCACCUCAGGAGGAGGCUUCUCUCAGCAAUAGGCUCAAGACGUAUGCCAACUUCCCAGAAGCACCUCAGGAGGAGGCUUCUCUCAGCAAUAGGCUCAAGACGUAUGCCAACUUUCCAGAAGCACCUCAGGAGGAGGCUUCUCUCAGCAAUAGGCUCAAGACGUAUGCCAACUUCCCAGAAGCACCUCAGGAGGAGGCUUCUCUCAGCAAUAGGCUCAAGACGUAUGCCAACUUUCCAGAAGCAUCUCAGGAGGAGGCUUCUCUCAGCAAUAGGUUCAAGACGUAUGCCAACUUUCCAGAAGCACCUCAGGAGGAGGCUUCUCUCAGCAAUAGGCUCAAGACGUAUGCCAACUUCCCAGAAGCACCUCAGGAGGAGGCUUCUCUCAGCAAUAGGUUCAAGACGUAUGCCAACUUUCCAGAAGCACCUCAGGAGGAGGCUUCUCUCAGCAAUAGGCUCAAGACGUAUGCCAACUUCCCAGAAGCACCUCAGGAGGAGGCUUCUCUCAGCAAUAGGCUCAAGACGUAUGCCAACUUCCCAGAAGCACCUCAGGAGGAGGCUUCUCUCAGCAAUAGGCUCAAGACGUAUGCCAACUUCCCAGAAGCACCUCAGGAGGAGGCUUCUCUCAGCAAUAGGCUCAAGACGUAUGCCAACUUUCCAGAAGCACCUCAGGAGGAGGCUUCUCUCAGCAAUAGGCUCAAGACGUAUGCCAACUUCCCAGAAGCACCUCAGGAGGAGGCUUCUCUCAGCAAUAGGCUCAAGACGUAUGCCAACUUUCCAGAAGCACCUCAGGAGGAGGCUUCUCUCAGCAAUAGGCUCAAGACGUAUGCCAACUUCCCAGAAGCACCUCAGGAGGAGGCUUCUCUCAGCAAUAGGCUCAAGACGUAUGCCAACUUUCCAGAAGCACCUCAGGAGGAGGCUUCUCUCAGCAAUAGGCUCAAGACGUAUGCCAACUUCCCAGAAGCACCUCAGGAGGAGGCUUCUCUCAGCAAUAGGCUCAAGACGUAUGCCAACUUUCCAGAAGCACCUCAGGAGGAGGCUUCUCUCAGCAAUAGGCUCAAGACGUAUGCCAACUUCCCAGAAGCACCUCAGGAGGAGGCUUCUCUCAGCAAUAGGCUCAAGACGUAUGCCAACUUUCCAGAAGCACCUCAGGAGGAGGCUUCUCUCAGCAAUAGGCUCAAGACGUAUGCCAACUUUCCAGAAGCACCUCAGGAGGAGGCUUCUCUCAGCAGUAGGCUCAAGACGUAUGCCAACUUCCCAGAAGCAGCUCAGGAGGAGGCUUCUCUCAGCAAUAGGCUCAAGACGUAUGCCAACUUUCCAGAAGCACCUCAGGAGGAGGCUUCUCUCAGCAAUAGGCUCAAGACGUAUGCCAACUUCCCAGAAGCACCUCAGGAGGAGGCUUCUCUCAGCAAUAGGCUCAAGACGUAUGCCAACUUUCCAGAAGCACCUCAGGAGGAGGCUUCUCUCAGCAAUAGGCUCAAGACGUAUGCCAACUUUCCAGAAGCACCUCAGGAGGAGGCUUCUCUCAGCAAUAGGCUCAAGACGUAUGCCAACUUUCCAGAAGCACCUCAGGAGGAGGCUUCUCUCAGCAGUAGGCUCAAGACGUAUGCCAACUUCCCAGAAGCAGCUCAGGAGGAGGCUUCUCUCAGCAAUAGGCUCAAGACGUAUGCCACCUUUCCAGAAGCACCUCAGGAGGAGGCUUCUCUCAGCAAUAGGCUCAAGACGUAUGACAACUCCCCAGAAGCACCUCAGGAGGAGGCUUCUCUCAGCAAUAGGCUCAAGACGUAUGCCAACUUUCCAGAAGCACCUCAGGAGGAGGCUUCUCUCAGCAAUAGGCUCAAGACGUAUGCCAACUUUCCAGAAGCACCUGAGGAGGAGGCUUCUCUCAGCAAUAGGCUCAAGACGUAUGCCAACUUUCCAGAAGCACCUCAGGAGGAGGCUUCUCUCAGCAAUAGGCUCAAGACGUAUGCCAACUUUCCAGAAGCACCUCAGGAGGAGGCUUCUCUCAGCAAUAGGCUCAAGACGUAUGCCACCUUUCCAGAAGCACCUCAGGAGGAGGCUUCUCUCAGCAAUAGGCUCAAGACGUAUGCCAACUCCCCAGAAGCACCUAAGGAGGAGGCUUCUCUCAGCAAUAGGCUCAAGACGUAUGCCAACUUCCCAGAAGCACCUCAGGAGGAGGCUUCUCUCAGCAAUAGGCUCAAGACGUAUGCCAACUUUCCAGAAGCACCUCAGGAGGAGGCUUCUCUCAGCAAUAGGCUCAAGAUGUAUGCCAACUUCCCAGAAGCACCUCAGGAGGAGGCUUCUCUCAGCAAUAGGCUCAAGACGUAUGCCAACUUUCCAGAAGCACCUCAGGAGGAGGCUUCUCUCAGCAAUAGGCUCAAGACGUAUGCCAACUUCCCAGAAGCACCUCAGGAGGAGGCUUCUCUCAGCAAUAGGCUCAAGACGUAUGCCAACUUUCCAGAAGCACCUCAGGAGGAGGCUUCUCUCAGCAAUAGGCUCAAGACGUAUGCCAACUUUCCAGAAGCACCUCAGGAGGAGGCUUCUCUCAGCAAUUGGCUCAAGACGUAUGCCAACUUCAGAGAAGCACCUCAGGAGGAGGCUUCUCUCAGCAAUAGGCUCAAGAAGUAUGCCAACUUACCAGAAGCCCCUCAGGAGGAGGCUUCUCUCAGCAAUAGGCUCAAGACGUAUGCCAACUUUCCAGAAGCACCUCAGGAGGAGGCUUCUCUCAGCAAUAGGCUCAAGACGUAUGCCAACUCCCCAGAAGCACCUCAGGAGGAGGCUUCUCUCAGCAAUAGGCUCAAGACGUAUGCCAACUCCCCAGAAGCACCUCAGGAGGAGGCUUCUCUCAGCAAUAGGCUCAAGACGUAUGCCAACUUUCCAGAAGCACCUCAGGAGGAGGCUUCUCUCAGCAAUAGGCUCAAGACGUAUGCCAACUUUCCAGAAGCACCUCAGGAGGAGGCUUCUCUCAGCAAUUGGCUCAAGACGUAUGCCAACUUUCCAGAAGCACCUCAGGAGGAGGCUUCUCUCAGCAAUUGGCUCAAGACGUAUGCCAACUUCCCAGAAGCACCUCAGGAGGAGGCUUCUCUCAGCAAUAGGCUCAAGACGUAUGCCAACUUUCCAGAAGCACCUCAGGAGGAGGCUUCUCUCAGCAAUAGGCUCAAGACGUAUGCCAACUCCCCAGAAGCACCUCAGGAGGAGGCUUCUCUCAGCAAUAGGCUCAAGACGUAUGCCAACUUUCCAGAAGCACCUCAGGAGGAGGCUUCUCUCAGCAAUAGGCUCGAGACGUAUGCCAACUUUCCAGAAGCACCUCAGGAGGAGGCUUCUCUCAGCAAUUGGCUCAAGACUUAUGCCAACUUUCCAGAAGCACCUCAGGAGGAGCCUUCUCUCAGCAAUAGGCUCAAGACGUAUGCCAACUCCCCAGAAGCACCUCAGGAGGAGGCUUCUCUCAGCAAUAGGCUCAAGACGUAUGCCAACUUUCCAGAAGCACCUCAGGAGGAGGCUUCUCUCAGCAAUAGGCUCAAGACGUAUGCCAACUUUCCAGAAGCACCUCAGGAGGAGGCUUCUCUCAGCAAUUGGCUCAAGACGUAUGCCAACUACCCAGAAGCACCUCAGGAGGAGGCUUCUCUCAGCAAUAGGCUCAAGACGUAUGCCAACUUUCCAGAAGCACCUCAGGAGGAGGCUUCUCUCAGCAAUAGGCUCAAGACGUAUGCCAACUUACCAGAAGCACCUCAGGAGGAGGCUUCUCUCAGCAAUAGGCUCAAGACGUAUGCCAACUUUCCAGAAGCACCUCAGGAGGAGGCUUCUCUCAGCAAUAGGCUCAAGACGUAUGCCAACUUACCAGAAGCACCUCAGGAGGAGGCUUCUCUCAGCAAUAGGCUCAAGACGUAUGCCAACUUUCCAGAAGCACCUCAGGAGGAGGCUUCUCUCAGCAAUAGGCUCAAGACGUAUGCCAACUUACCAGAAGCACCUCAGGAGGAGGCUUCUCUCAGCAAUAGGCUCAAGACGUAUGCCAACUUUCCAGAAGCACCUCAGGAGGAGGCUUCUCUCAGCAAUAGGCUCAAGACGUAUGCCAACUUCCCAGAAGCACCUCAGGAGGAGGCUUCUCUCAGCAAUAGGCUCAAGACGUAUGCCAACUUUCCAGAAGCACCUCAGGAGGAGGCUUCUCUCAGCAAUAGGCUCAAGACGUAUGCCAACUUCCCAGAAGCACCUCAGGAGGAGGCUUCUCUCAGCAAUAGGCUCAAGACGUAUGCCAACUUUCCAGAAGCACCUCAGGAGGAGGCUUCUCUCAGCAAUAGGCUCAAGACGUAUGCCAACUUUCCAGAAGCACCUCAGGAGGAGGCUUCUCUCAUCAAUAGGCUCAAGACGUAUGCCAACUUCCCAGAAGCACCUCAGGAGGAGGCUUCUCUCAGCAAUAGGCUCAAGACGUAUGCCAACUUUCCAGAAGCACCUCAGGAGGAGGCUUCUCUCAGCAAUAGGCUCAAGACGUAUGCCAACUUCCCAGAAGCACUUCAGGAGGAGGCUUCUCUCAGCAAUAGGCUCAAGACGUAUGCCAACUUUCCAGAAGCACCUCAGGAGGAUGCUUCUCUCAGCAAUAGGCUCAAGACGUAUGCCAACUUUCCAGAAGCACCUCAGGAGGAGGCUUCUCUCAGCAAUAGGCUCAAGACGUAUGCCAACUUUCCAGAAGCACCUCAGGAGGAGGCUUCUCUCAGCAAUAGGUUCAAGACGUAUGCCAACUUUCCAGAAGCACCUCAGGAGGAGGCUUCUCUCAGCAAUAGGCUCAAGACGUAUGCCAACUUUCCAGAAGCACCUCAGGAGGAGGCUUCUCUCAGCAAUAGGCUCAAGACGUUUGCCAACUUCCCAGAAGCACCUCAGGAGGAGGCUUCUCUCAGCAAUAGGCUCAAGACGUAUGCCAACUUCCCAGAAGCACCUCAGGAGGAGGCUUCUCUCAGCAAUAGGCUCAAGACGUAUGCCAACUUUCCAGAAGCACCUCAGGAGGAGGCUUCUCUCAGCAAUAGGCUCAAGACGUAUGCCAACUUUCCAGAAGCACCUCAGGAGGAGGCUUCUCUCAGCAAUAGGCUCAAGACGUAUGCCAACUUUCCAGAAGCACCUCAGGAGGAGGCUUCUCUCAGCAAUAGGCUCAAGACGUAUGCCAACUUUCCAGAAGCACCUCAGGAGGAGGCUUCUCUCAGCAAUAGGCUCAAGACGUAUGCCAACUUUCCAGAAGCACCUCAGGAGGAGGCUUCUCUCAGCAAUAGGCUCAAGACGUAUGCCAACUUUCCAGAAGCACCUCAGGAGGAGGCUUCUCUCAGCAAUAGGCUCAAGACGUAUGCCAACUUUCCAGAAGCACCUCAGGAGGAGGCUUCUCUCAGCAAUAGGCUCAAGACGUAUGCCAACUUUCCAGAAGCACCUCAGGAGGAGGCUUCUCUCAGCAAUAGGCUCAAGACGUAUGCCAACUUUCCAGAAGCACCUCAGGAGGAGGCUUCUCUCAGCAAUAGGCUCAAGACGUAUGCCAACUUUCCAGAAGCAACUCAGGAGGAGGCUUCUCUCAGCAAUAGGCUCAAGACGUAUGCCAACUUUCCAGAAGCACCUCAGGAGGAGGCUUCUCUCAGCAAUAGGCUCAAGACGUAUGUCAACUUCCCAGAAGCACCUCAGGAGGAGGCUUCUCUCAGCAAUAGGCUCAAGACGUAUGCCAACUUCCCAGAAGCACCUCAGGAGGAGGCUUCUCUCAGCAAUAGGCUCAAGACGUAUGCCAACUUUCCAGAAGCACCUCAGGAGGAGGCUUCUCUCAGCAAUAGGCUCAAGACGUAUGCCAACUUUCCAGAAGCACCUCAGGAGGAGGCUUCUCUCAGCAAUAGGCUCAAGACGUAUGCCAACUUUCCAGAAGCACCUCAGGAGGAGGCUUCUCUCAGCAAUAGGCUCAAGACAUAUGCCAACUUCCCAGAAGCACCUCAGGAGGAGGCUUCUCUCAGCAAUAGGCUCAAGACGUAUGCCAACUUUCCAGAAGCACCUCAGGAGGAGGCUUCUCUCAGCAAUAGGCUCAAGACGUAUGCCAACUUUCCAGAAGCACCUCAGGAGGAGGCUUCUCUCAGCAAUAGGCUCAAGACGUAUGCCAACUCCCCAGAAGCACCUCAGGAGGAGGCUUCUCUCAGCAAUAGGCUCAAGACGUAUGCCAACUUUCCAGAAGCACCUCAGGAGGAGGCUUCUCUCAGCAAUAGGCUCAAGACGUAUGCCAACUUUCCAGACCCACAUCAGGAGGAGGCUUCUCUCAGCAAUAGGCUCAAGACGUAUGCCAACUUUCCAGAAGCACCUCAGGAGGAGGCUUCUCUCAGCAAUAGGCUCAAGACGUAUGCCAACUCCCCAGAAGCACCUCAGGAGGAGGAUUCUCUCAGCAAUAGGCUCAAGACGUAUGCCAACUUUCCAGAAGCACCUCAGGAGGAGGCUUCUCUCAGCAAUAGGCUCAAGACGUAUGCCAACUUUCCAGACCCACAUCAGGAGGAGGCUUCUCUCAGCAAUAGGCUCAAGACGUAUGCCAACUUUCCAGAAGCACCUCAGGAGGAGGCUUCUCUCAGCAAUAGGCUCAAGACGUAUGCCAACUUUCCAGAAGCACCUCAGGAGGAGGCUUCUCUCAGCAAUAGGCUCAAGACGUAUGCCAACUUUCCAGAAGCACCUCAGGAGGAGGCUUCUCUCAGCAAUAGGCUCAAGACGUAUGCCAACUUCCCAGAAGCACCUCAGGAGGAGGCUUCUCUCAGCAAUAGGCUCAAGACGUAUGCCAACUUUCCAGAAGCACCUCAGGAGGAGGCUUCUCUCAGCAAUAGGCUCAAGACGUAUGCCAACUUCCCAGAAGCACCUCAGGAGGAGGCUUCUCUCAGCAAUAGGCUCAAGACGUAUGCCAACUUUCCAGAAGCAGCUCAGGAGGAGGCUUCUCUCAGCAAUAGGCUCAAGACGUAUGCCAACUUUCCAGAAGCACCUCAGGAGGAGGCUUCUCUCAGCAAUAGGCUCAAGACGUAUGCCAACUCCCCAGAAGCACCUCAGGAGGAGGCUUCUCUCAGCAAUAGGCUCAAGACGUAUGCCAACUUUCCAGAAGCACCUCAGGAGGAGGCUUCUCUCAGCAAUAGGCUCAAGACGUAUGCCAACUCCCCAGAAGCACCUCAGGAGGAGGCUUCUCUCAGCAAUAGGCUCAAGACGUAUGCCAACUUUCCAGAAGCACCUCAGGAGGAGGCUUCUCUCAGCAAUAGGCUCAAGACGUAUGCCAACUUCCCAGAAGCACCUCAGGAGGAGGCUUCUCUCAGCAAUAGGCUCAAGACGUAUGCCAACUUUCCAGAAGCACCUCAGGAGGAGGCUUCUCUCAGCAAUAGGCUCAAGACGUAUGCCAACUUUCCAGAAGCACCUCAGGAGGAGGCUUCUCUCAGCAAUAGGCUCAAGACGUAUGCCAACUUCCCAGAAGCACCUCAGGAGGAGGCUUCUCUCAGCAAUAGGCUCAAGACGUAUGCCAACUUUCCAGAAGCACCUCAGGAGGAGGCUUCUCUCAGCAAUAGGCUCAAGACGUAUGCCAACUUCCCAGAAGCACCUCAGGAGGAGGCUUCUCUCAGCAAUAGGCUCAAGACGUAUGCCAACUUCCCAGAAGCACCUCAGGAGGAGGCUUCUCUCAGCAAUAGGCUCAAGACGUAUGCCAACUUCCCAGAAGCACCUCAGGAGGAGGCUUCUCUCAGCAAUAGGCUCAAGACGUAUGCCAACUUUCCAGAAGCAGCUCAGGAGGAGGCUUCUCUCAGCAAUAGGCUCAAGACGUAUGCCAACUUUCCAGAAGCACCUCAGGAGGAGGCUUCUCUCAGCAAUAGGCUCAAGACGUAUGCCAACUCCCCAGAAGCACCUCAGGAGGAGGCUUCUCUCAGCAAUAGGCUCAAGACGUAUGCCAACUUUCCAGAAGCACCUCAGGAGGAGGCUUCUCUCAGCAAUAGGCUCAAGACGUAUGCCAACUCCCCAGAAGCACCUCAGGAGGAGGCUUCUCUCAGCAAUAGGCUCAAGACGUAUGCCAACUUUCCAGAAGCACCUCAGGAGGAGGCUUCUCUCAGCAAUAGGCUCAAGACGUAUGCCAACUUCCCAGAAGCACCUCAGGAGGAGGCUUCUCUCAGCAAUAGGCUCAAGACGUAUGCCAACUUUCCAGAAGCACCUCAGGAGGAGGCUUCUCUCAGCAAUAGGCUCAAGACGUAUGCCAACUUUCCAGAAGCACCUCAGGAGGAGGCUUCUCUCAGCAAUAGGCUCAAGACGUAUGCCAACUCCCCAGAAGCACCUCAGGAGGAGGCUUCUCUCAGCAAUAGGCUCAAGACGUAUGCCAACUUUCCAGAAGCACCUCAGGAGGAGGCUUCUCUCAGCAAUAGGCUCAAGACGUAUGCCAACUUCCCAGAAGCACCUCAGGAGGAGGCUUCUCUCAGCAAUAGGCUCAAGACGUAUGCCAACUUUCCAGAAGCACCUCAGGAGGAGGCUUCUCUCAGCAAUAGGCUCAAGACGUAUGCCAACUUUCCAGAAGCACCUCAGGAGGAGGCUUCUCUCAGCAAUAGGCUCAAAACGUAUGCCAACUUUCCAGAAGCACCUCAGGAGGAGGCUUCUCUCAGCAAUAGGCUAAAGACGUAUGCCAACUUUCCCGAAGCACCUCAGGAGGAGGCUUCUCUCAGCAAUAGGCUCAAGACGUAUGCCAACUUUCCAGAAGCACCACAGGAGGAGGCUUCAUUUAGCAAUAGGCUCAAGACGUAUGCCAACUCCCCAGAAGCACCUCAGGAGGAGGCUUCUCUCAGCAAUAGGCUCAAGACGUAUGCCAACUUCCCAGAAGCACCUCAGGAGGAGGCUUCUCUCAGCAAUAGGCUCAAGACGUAUGCCAACUUUCCAGAAGCACCUCAGGAGGAGGCUUCUCUCAGCAAUAGGCUCAAGACGUAUGCCAACUCCCCAGAAACACCUCAGGAGGAGGCUUCUCUCAGCAAUAGGCUCAAGACAUAUGCCAACUUUCCAGAAGCACCUCAGGAGGAGGCUUCUCUCAGCAAUAGGCUCAAGACGUAUGCCAACUCCCCAGAAGCACCUCAGGAGGAGGCUUCUCUCAGCAAUAGGCUCAAGACGUAUGCCAACUUUCCAGAAGCACCUCAGGAGAAGGCUUCUCUCAGCAAUAGGCUCAAGACGUAUGCCAACUCCCCAGAAGCACCUCAGGAGGAGGCUUCUCUCAGCAAUAGGCUCAAGACGUAUGCCAACUCCCCAGAAGCACCUCAGGAGGAGGCUUCUCUCAGCAAUAGGCUCAAGACGUAUGCCAACUCCCCAGAAGCACCUCAGGAGGAGGCUUCUCUCAGCAAUAGGCUCAAGACGUAUGCCAACUUCCCAGAAGCACCUCAGGAGGAGGGUUCUCUCAGCAAUAGGCUCAAGACGUAUGCCAACUUCCCAGAAGCACCUCAGGAGGAGGCUUCUCUCAGCAAUAGGCUCAAGACAUAUGCCAACUCCCCAGAAACACCUCAGGAGGAGGCUUCUCUCAGCAAUAGGCUCAAGACGUAUGCCAACUCCCCAGAAGCACCACAGGAGGAGGCUUCUCUCAGCAAUAGGCUCAAGACGUAUGCCAACUUUCCAGAAGCACCUCAGGAGGAGGCUUCUCUCAGCAAUAGGCUCAAGACAUAUGCCAACUUUCCAGAAGCACCUCAGGAGGAGGCUUCUCUCAGCAAUAGGCUCAAGACGUAUGCCAACUCCCCAGAAGCACCUCAGGAGGAGGCUUCUCUCAGCAAUAGGCUCAAGACGUAUGCCAACUCCCCAGAAACACCUCAGGAGGAGGCUUCUCUCAGCAAUAGGCUCAAGACAUAUGCCAACUCCCCAGAAACACCUCAGGAGGAGGCUUCUCUCAGCAAUAGGCUCAAGACGUAUGCCAACUCCCCAGAAGCACCACAGGAGGAGGCUUCUCUCAGCAAUAGGCUCAAGACGUAUGCCAACUUUCCAGAAGCACCUCAGGAGGAGGCUUCUCUCAGCAAUAGGCUCAAGACAUAUGCCAACUUUCCAGAAGCACCUCAGGAGGAGGCUUCUCUCAGCAAUAGGCUCAAGACGUAUGCCAACACCCCAGAAACACCUCAGGAGGAGGCUUCUCUCAGCAAUAGGCUCAAGACGUAUGCCAACUCCCCAGAAACACCUCAGGAGGAGGCUUCUCUCAGCAAUAGGCUCAAGACAUAUGCCAACUCCCCAGAAACACCUCAGGAGGAGGCUUCUCUCAGCAAUAGGCUCAAGACGUAUGCCAACUCCCCAGAAGCACCACAGGAGGAGGCUUCUCUCAGCAAUAGGCUCAAGACGUAUGCCAACUUUCCAGAAGCACCUCAGGAGGAGGCUUCUCUCAGCAAUAGGCUCAAGACGUAUGCCAACUCCCCAGAAGCACCUCAGGAGGAGGCUUCUCUCAGCAAUAGGCUCAAGACGUAUGCCAACUCCCCAGAAACACCUCAGGAGGAGGCUUCUCUCAGCAAUAGGCUCAAGACGUAUGCCAACUCCCCAGAAGCACCUCAGGAGGAGGCUUCUCUCAGCAAUAGGCUCAAGACGUAUGCCAACUCCCCAGAAACACCUCAGGAGGAGGCUUCUCUCAGCAAUACGCUCAAGACGUAUGCCAACUCCCCAGAAGCACUUCAGGAGGAGGCUUCUCUCAGCAAUAGGCUCAAGACGUAUGCCAACUUCCCAGAAGCUCCUCAGGAGGAGGCUUCUCUCAGCAAUAGGCUCAAGACGUAUGCCAACUUCCCAGAAGCACCUCAGGAGGAGGCUUCUCUCAGCAAUAGGCUCAAGACGUAUGCCAACUUUCCAGAAGCACCUCAGGACGAGGCUUCUCUCAGCAAUAGGCUCAAGACGUAUGCCAACUUUCCAGAAGCACCUCAGGAGGAGGCUUCUCUCAGCAAUAGGCUCAAGACGUAUGCCAACUUUCCAGAAGCACCUCAGGAGGAGGCUUCUCUCAGCAAUAGGCUCAAGACAUAUGCCAACUUCCCAGAAGCACCUCAGGAGGAGGCUUCUCUCAGCAAUAGGCUCAAGACGUAUGCCAACUCCCCAGAAGCACCUCAGGAGGAGGCUUCUCUCAGCAAUAGGCUCAAGACGUAUGCCAACUUUCCAGAAGCACCUCAGGAGGAGGCUUCUCUCAGCAAUAGGCUCAAGACGUAUGCCAACUCCCCAGAAGCACCUCAGGAGGAGGCUUCUCUCAGCAAUAGGCUCAAGACGUAUGCCAACUUCCCAGAAACACCUCAGGAGGAGGCUUCUCUCAGCAAUAGGCUCAAGACGUAUGCCAACUUUCCAGAAGCACCUCAGGAGGAGGCUUCUCUCAGCAAUAGGCUCAAGACGUAUGCCAACUUUCCAGAAGCACCUCAGGAGGAGGCUUCUCUCAGCAAUAGGCUCAAGACGUAUGCCAACUUUCCAGAAGCACCUCAGGAGGAGGCUUCUCUCAGCAAUAGGCUCAAGACGUAUGCCAACUCCCCAGAAGCACCUCAGGAGGAGGCUUCUCUCAGUAAUAGGCUCAAGACGUAUGCCAACUCCCCAGAAGCACCUCAGGAGGAGGCUUCUCUCAGCAAUAGGCUCAAGACGUAUGCCAACUCCCCAGAAGCACCUCAGGAGGAGGCUUCUCUCAGCAAUAGGCUCAAGACGUAUGCCAAGUCAUCAGAAGCACCUCAGGAGGAGGCUUCUCUCAGCAAUAGGCUCAAGACGUAUGCCAACUCCCCAGAAGCACCUCAGGAGGAGGCUUCUCUCAGCAAUAGGCUCAAGACGUAUGCCAGCUUUCCAGAAGCACCUCAGGAGGAGGCUUCUCUCAGCAAUAGGCUCAAGACGUAUGCCAACUUUCCAGAAGCACCUCAGGAGGAGGCUUCUCUCAGCAAUAGGCUCAAGACGUAUGCCAACUUUCCAGAAGCACCUCAGGAGGAGGCUUCUCUCAGCAAUAGGCUCAAGACGUAUGCCAACUUUACAGAAGCACCUCAGGAGGAGGCUUCUCUCAGCAAUAGGCUCAAGACGUAUGCCAACUUCCCAGAAGCACCUCAGGAGGAGGCUUCUCUCAGCAAUAGGCUCAAGACGUAUGCCAACUUCCCAGAAGCACCUCAGGAGGAGGCUUCUCUCAGCAAUAGGCUCAAGACGUAUGCCAACUUUCCAGAAGCACCUCAGGAGGAGGCUUCUCUCAGCAAUAGGCUCAAGACGUAUGCCAACUUUCCAGAAGCACCUCAGGAGGAGGCUUCUCUCAGCAAUAGGCUCAAGACGUAUGCCAACUUUACAGAAGCACCUCAGGAGGAGGCUUCUCUCAGCAAUAG